Schistosoma spindalis is the source of this 1489-nucleotide messenger RNA. The record is from the annotation of a GenBank genome assembly. Lineage: Eukaryota; Metazoa; Platyhelminthes; Trematoda; Strigeidida; Schistosomatidae.
UGUAUGAAAAUGCAAGAACAAAGGUAGUCUGUGUCAUUUUGAGACAAUGGAUGAACAUUUUAGCAAAUUCAGCAUUUACCAUAUAUGAUUGUUAGAUUUUGACUAACUAGUUAUGUCAUUUGUUCUUACAGACAUUCGAUUGUCCCUAUUGGUGUUCUUGUUCCCUACAAUAGUACAGUCAAUUUCGAUUCUCUUGGAUUAGUAGCUAUCUCUCAAAGUAUUAUAUUGAAUUCGCUUAAUGCUAAUGAUCAAACGAUACAUUGGUACAUUCGUUUAUUAUGCUUCAGAAGAUCUUUCCAGCUCUAAUAAUGAAAAGAAUAAUAGAAAAACAUCGAUUACUUCAAAAAAUGGAAAACCUAGAAUUCUUUCAUUACAAGAAUAUGAAGCCGAAUUAGAUAGUUUAACCAAUGAACCAAAAUUCUCUGAUGAUACAGACAUAGAAGAAUAUUCUUCUGAUGAAGAUGAUGACAAUGACAAAGAUGAAAUUAAAUCUUUUACAUUACCGAAUUCAAGCAAACUACAAUUAUCUGUCCAUUAUAAUAAUACAGAACAAGAAAUGCAUGUGAAUGUUAUACGUGCAAACAAUGUACCAGGUAGAGAAGCUGGUGGACCCUCAGCUUAUCAAAUUCACUUAUCUAUGGAACCAGAUAAUAAACAAUAUUGGAAAAGUAAAAUACGUACAGCACCUAAUCCAGAAUAUUUAGAAGAAUGGAAAUUCAAAAUUCCUCUUGUUACCAUUCAUAAAUCAACGCUUAUUUGUCGUAUCGUUGGAUUUUUCGGUAAUGAAGAAUAUCUGUAUGGAGAAGGUUUUUUAUCAUUUGAAAAUGUAAAUUUAACUAUUGAAAAUAUUGUUACAGUUAAUUUUCAACCAAUACAUGUUCUACCAGUUUCAUAUGAUAUGCAAUUAAAAAAGUCAACAAAUGAAAUUGAUGGUAACAAUAAAAUGACAAUGAUAAAAUUAACUAAUCCAAAUCAAUCAUCAAUUUGUCUACAAAAUGAUAAUCUAAUCAUUAUGAAUAGAAAAUUAUCUAAAGUAUUAUUGAAGUUACAAUUAAAUCAACAUACAGGACGAUUUGAAUGUUGUAUUCAACAAAUUAAUCUUAUUGAUAUAAGAAUAAGUAAAAUACCAAAACGAAAUAUUUAUAUUCAAUUAUUUAUUAGAACAGAACAAGAUGGUUGCAUCAAUAAAGCCCAUAGUGCAUAUUAUUAUAAACAAUCUAUCAUUCAUAUCAAUGAAACAUUUGCAUUUUAUAUAAAACCAUAUCAAUUAAAUCAAAUCACUAUAGAAUUUUUAUUAUAUAAAAAAAAUCCAUUUCAUAAACGAAUUAUAAUUGGAACAUGUAAAAUAGGUAAAUAUAAUACAAGUAUUGAUGAAUUAGAACAUUGGAAACGUGUAUUAACAACAACAGAUCAAAUUAUAUCAAAAUGGCAUAAAUUUUAUCCAAUAGCUAUAACACCAUUAGAAAUGACAUUAAAAAUUAAUGAUUAA